AUAAUAAAGUCUCGACAGCCAGCGGCUGCUGCAUCGCCACAGCCCAGAAAGACGUCCUGGACCUGCUGAGGAAAUGGGAAACUUCCUGCCAGCCCUCCCAGCCAGGCCAACCCCAGAAGCCCUACCAGAGCUGCAAGGAAAUCAAGGCUGCCGUGCCAGAGUCUCCAGAUGGACUGUACAUCCUGAUCAGUGAAGAUGGUGAGAUCUACCAGACCUUCUGCGACAUGACCACUAACGGAGGGGGCUGGACUCUGGUGGCCAGCGUCCAUGAGAACAACAUCUUCGGGAAAUGCACCACUGGCGAUCGCUGGUCCAGCCAGCAAGGGAGUGAUGCCAACUACCCCAACGGAGAUGGAAACUGGUCCAACAAUAACACCUUUGGGACAGCCAUAGCAGCCACGAGCGAUGACUACAAGAACCCAGGCUACUACUCUCUUAUAGUCCGAGAUAUCGCCAUUUGGCACGUUCCCAACAACAACCCGAUGAAGAAAUGGCGGGAGAUUUCCUUCUUGAGAUACCACACCGAGACAGGCUUCUUGUCUGGGGAAGGAGGUAACCUUCUCCGGCUCUAUGAGAAAUACCCGGUGAAAUAUGGCGGUGGUAACUGUCCAAAAGAUAAUGGCCCCACUACCCCUGUUGUUUAUGAUGUUGGCGAUGCCCAGAAGACUGCAGAGUUGUACUCUCCCAAUGGGCGGUCUGAAUUUGUCGCUGGCUUCGUCCAGUUCCGGGUGUUUAAUAAUGAGAAGGCAGCACUGGCUCUCUGCUCUGGCGUUAAAGUCACCGGAUGCAACUCAGAACAU
This is a messenger RNA of Notechis scutatus (mainland tiger snake), 800 nucleotides long. The record is from RefSeq and is a predicted model, not a curated record. Lineage: Eukaryota; Metazoa; Chordata; Lepidosauria; Squamata; Elapidae.